This is a messenger RNA of Cyanistes caeruleus (blue tit), 5319 nucleotides long. Lineage: Eukaryota; Metazoa; Chordata; Aves; Passeriformes; Paridae. The record is from RefSeq and is a predicted model, not a curated record.
UUCACUCUGAAUUAGAUAUUUGUAGGCUCUGAACUGCAGGAAAGUGCUGUGGAAGAUUAAGCCUUCUGUAAUGCAGUUUAAAAUACAGCGUAGAUCACAUUGAAGCUACCUCAUGUUUUUGCUAGUUACUGUAUGAUUUCAAAGUUAUCAUGUUAUCAGAUUAUUAAGCAUGAGUCAUCUUAUCAGAUCUUGCCAGUCUGAAUUAAGAACUUACAUAAUCUAUAAAAUGUCAUUUAGAAAGCAAGAGCAGACUGUCAGCCAGGAUCCUGCUGUCUCACUGAGCAGACAAGGUACUCUUCAGAAAACAGGGGACAUAAUAAUGCAUUUUCUGUGCUUUCUACAGCAUGAGUCCCUCCCUGCCUGCCAAAGUGCCAUUGGCAACUUCUGUUGCAGUUGGCAAAAUGAAGACACAGUGCUUCUGAGUAACUGCACAAACAAUCUUGGCCAUGACAGUCAGACUGUGGCAGAUCUUAUCUCAUUUCCCUAAGGGAAAAGCGGUCCUUCAGCCAAAGAGGCUUUCUGUCUUCCCAAGACACAGUCCUGGUUGUGUAGCAACUGAGCAGCUCUGUGACACCACACAGGGCUUAGACAGAUGCAGCUUCUUGUAUUGCUGACUUUACCUCUCCCUCCUUUCCCCUGUUCAUUUUCCAGAUUGUCUUCUUUGCCAUGCUAUGAGUAUGGUGCUCCUCUUCCUGUGUUUUAGUGUUUCUGCUGUGACAGGGUACGUUGUCAGUACAUAUCUUUGAAUACAUCUCUUAGGAGAAAUAUGGAUGCCUCAGGGGUUUUGACCUGUUAAGAGUGAUUUUUAAAAGCUUUUAAAAAAAUAACAAAGUAUAGCAAAAAAGACAUUUUAGAUAUUUAAAAGUUGUAUGUUUGAUAAAGAAGGUCUUCUCCAGUGCCUAAAAGACUUCCAAAUUGGCGACCUUCUGCAUUUAUUAUACUUAAUAGAUGCACUCUGUGUGCAUGUCAUGCAAGGAGACAUUGUGUUGCAGGUGAUGCUCUGAGAUCUCAGUUUGCAUGUGGGCUGGAACUCAAGGUAUUGUAGCUGUUCUCUCUGCAUGCACUUUGGCUUGAGUGACUGCAAAAACAAGCUUGAAUUUUACACAAUUUUAUUUCCUAAUGAUGUGCUUUAUUCCCUCCGUGCUUAAUUUCAAAUUAAUAUUUUCAUGUUGAAAAAAUACCUAGAAAACUGCAAAGUUUCUAGAAAUUCCCAUGCUGGCUCAAUUCUUGACCUCACCAAAGACUCACAGUAGGUGGGGUGGAAAAACGCAGGAGGAGCCUUGUGGGGAAAAUCAUAGGCAGUACUUGCCUAUUUUAUUUCCAGUUUUGGUUUCCACAGACCAACCCUGGUGAAUGGUUCUGGGUGGGCAGGGAUGUGCAAGCUGCAAAAUCAUUGAAAUACAGCCUGCUCACCUCCCUUGGCACAGAACAAACACAGAUAUCUGCAGGUAACUGGUGACAGGUGACUCUGAGGAGCAACUAGGUAGGCAGGUAGUAAUUUGUGUUGAUUUUAGGGAAAGCAUUCCCCAGGGGCACUUAGCCACCGUGUGGCUGUCUUUUUGAGCCUUGAUGCAGUUCAUUUUGCAUCUGAAAUGCUUGUGUAGAAGAGGAGAAGUAAUAAAAUUAGGUGUAACAUUGCCAUGAAUACUGCAUUUCAUGUGGGAAAAAUGUAACGGGCUUUCCUGCCUAUAUGAAAACAAAACUGAAAUGAGAACAACAGGAAUUCCAAGACUUGGAGGUCAUGUUCACAAAGCACAGCAGAGAGAGGCUUAGGGAAAGCCUCCAAACAGACCUGCAGAAAUGAGAAGUUCAUGGAUACUUUAGUUGUCCCUCCAGCUGUCACUGGAGAUAACUUCUCUGUCAUUAGGUGUGUACAAAGAGACACACAUACUUUGCUGUCAUCUUGCACUGCAAAUUUCUAAAUACUUUUGGUGGAAAUAGCAAAAGUUUUCUUGAACUGAAUCAUGAUUUCGGUGUUGGAAAACAGACAAUAUGAAAGAAAAAAAGCAAAAUGUCAAGUGUCAAAGGAAAUUUAUGGCUUAAGUCUUGCAGGUCCUUUAAGAGUCACUUAAGCCUUUGAGCACCUGAUGACUAUCAGUAUAGAACAAUGAAAGGUGAGUUUGUUUCCUCAUUCCUUGUAUUGAAAAUUCAAGUUUCAAGCCUUCCUUUUGAUAUGUUUUAAAUUCAGUUGAAAAGGAGAUAUUUUAUUCAGUUGAGAAAUGUGCAUAAAUUAUGUAAAACUUCACAGUUUCUUCGGAUCCAGUAAAAGCUGGUGCUUGAUUGCCACCCUGGUGUUCCAGAUUAAUAGUAUGUUUUAAGAUUCUGUUUCAUUUUCAUUUCCUAGGUAUGAACACACAAUCACCAUCUUUUGGGCUGCUUUUAUAUUUUGUCAGAAAUUUAAGCUUCUAAUCAUUUUGCCUGAUACUGAAUUGGCUUGCUUGAAAAAGAGUGUUCUCUUUAGCUGUGUAUUGCGGAGAUGUUCUGAGAAUGAAGAAUGAGGCUGCUUAAAAUCAGGUGUAGUUUUGAGACAUGUUUUGAAGUGCAUGAGGUAAGAGUAAAAUGGGUUUAGCUGAGUGUACAGAAGUUUAAUUUUCCCAUGCAAAUGUGGUCAUGCUUUGGGAGUGCUGAAGAGUGGGGUUUUGCUCUGUCUCUCUGCAGGUGAGACGUAAAUAUGAGCUUGGCAACACACAACCAUCAGUGCCAGGAUCCUGUGAUCUGAACCGUGUCUUCAGCUGACUUCCCAGGGGCCAGGCGCUGUUGAUCCUGUACCAUGGAGGACUGCCUUCACACCUCCUCUGAAAAUCUCUCCAAGCUGGUGAGCUGGGCCCACAGCCAUGGGACCAUCUGCAGCCUCAUCCCCAACCUCAAGCACCUGCUUUCUGAGGGGGCCCAUGGCAACCUGACAGCCAUGUGGGGCUGUAGUGCUGGCCAUGCCUACCACUGGCCCCUGGCCGCCACUUGCCGGGCCGGCUCCCAGGAGCGUGUCUGCUUCCAGGACAGCCGCAGCUUCAACUCAGACAGCCCCAGCAUGCUGGGGGUGCCAUCAGAGGCCCAGGCCAGCCCCCUGGAGCGCUACCCAGGCCGGCCAGGGAAGGCCAAGCUGGAUUGCACCCGCACUCGUGACUCCUGCGACUUCUCCUACUGCAGUGAGCCGUCAGAGCUGGGUGAGCCUGUGGAGGAGUAUGAGGAUGAGGCCACCCUCUUCGACAUGGUCUGUGAGUCCUCUGUCACCGACGAGGACAGUGACUUCGAGCCACACCCACACCGUGCUCCCUCCGGCCCCCGCAAGCGGCCGGCUGCCGCUGCCCAGGCCCAGGCGCAGUCCGUCGAUGAGGGCGGUGGUGAUGUGCUCCUCAAGAAGAUCAAGCAGGAGCUCCCUGAGGACUACUAUAUAGUGGCCANGCCCCGCAUGGCCACGCAGCGGCCACCCCGGGGACCCCUGGCCUCCCCGGCACGGGGGGCAGGCGGUGGCCCUGUGGCUGCCCUGCAGGUGCCAGCCAGCAGCUCCAACGCCAUCACCACCGCUGGGAAACCCAUCAGCAUCCCCCUCUCAGCCUUGCAGCUGCCUGGUCAGGAGGAGCCACCGGCUGCUGAGGAGACCCUCCCGUCCAUCCCACAGCUGACCCCGGGUAGUGAGGUGGCCGGCUCGCCCUCGGUGAGCGCCGAGCCUGAGGUCAGCUCCAGCCAGCAGCAGCCCCACGCUGCUCCCACCACCACCCCUGAGGCAGCGGCGCAACUGAUGCCAGACCAGGAUGAGAGAGCAGCAGAGCUCAGCAGGGAGCAGAAUGAGAAGACCAUUCGCAGCACGCAGACAGCUCUCCGCAAUUUCCGAGAAUUCCUGAUUUCCAAGUAUCCCUCUGAGACCCGUGAGAUCUAUGUCAUCCCCUGCAAAGAGCUUGAUGCCUAUCUUGCAUCCUUCUUUGUGGACGCCAGACAAAAAGAUGGGUCUGAAUAUGAGCCAAACAGUCUGGCCAACUAUCAGUGUGGACUGGAGCGGUAUCUCAAAGAGCACAGGUAUGGAUACAGUAUUACAAGGGAUAAGGAGUUCAAGAGGUCCCAGGAAGCUUUAAAGCAAAAGCAGAUAGAGCUGAGGUGUAAAGGCAAAGGAAACAAACCACACAAAUCCAUGAAGCUCACCUUUGCUGAUGAGCUUAUCCUGCGGAAAAGAGGCUUAUUGAGCCGGUACAAUCCUGAAGGGCUUCUGAACCUUGUGUGGCUGAACAACACUAAGGCAUUUGGACACUGCACGGGUUUCCAUGGGUCCACCCUCAAGUGGGGAGACAUCCGGCUGCGGGUGACAGAGACUGGGCUGGAGUACCUGGAGUGGAUGGGGCCAGACAAUGGGGAUGUGAGUACCAAGAGCAAGAGAGGCGGGACGGAUUCACGGGUGUACGCCACCCAGCACUCCCCGCAGACCUGCCCCGUGCAGGACUACAAGGAGUACGCCCAGCGGCGCCCUCCGGCCAUGCGCUACGAGGAUGCGCCUUUUUACCUGUCCAUCAAACCCGUUGUCAACUUGGCUGCACUUCACUGGUACAAUUGCCAAGCCCUGGGGAAAAACAAGCUUGCCAAGAUGGUGAAGACCAUGUGUGAGAAAGGCAACAUCCCUGGCCGCAAGACCAACUUCAGCGUCUACCAGAGCUGCAGCACCCUCUCAGAAGCUCAGAGCAACCAGCUGGUGCUGAUCUGCAAUAACUUGAGCCAGCAGGCUGCCCAGUCCAUGGCAAGCCACUCCAAUACUGGCAACUUCAUAGUGUCAGCAUCCUAUGACUCUUCGUCUGACACGGCUUGAAAGAACACUGAACACUGUUUUCUUUUCCUUUUUGUUUCAAGCAUUCAGUUUGUGCUCAGUAAUACACGUCAGCUGUGAUUGUACACUAUUCCCCCUCGUAGCCCUCUCUCCAGUGUUAAUUCACUUUAUAAGAAUAUAUAAACAUAUAAUAUAUUUUUCUUUUUACAAAUAAGGCAACAGAAAUAGUUUAGUAUUACUAACAGUAUUUAUAGUGUUAAUGCAAGAAUGAAAGGUACUUAUGGGUUAUAAUAUGAAUGGAGAUUUUAAAAGGAUAAAAAUGGUUCUCAGGCAACACAAGAUAGACUGAAUAUACCAUUUUUAACAUGCACACAUUAAUGAGUGUAAAUCCCCAGGGAGGCUUACGUAGCAAUUCUGUUCUGAAGCAUUUUUUUAACUUAGUAUUUUAACAUGACCUCCCACAGUGGAGAAGACAAACUUAUCAUUGGCUGCUGCUUCUUACCUGCUAGCUUAUUCUUGAUCAGCAAGACCAAGAAAUAAGAAAUACAUCAAUGUAAGUCACAAAACCA